UACCUCGGCCUCGAACUGGACGGUCGGUGGAGCUUCCGCGCUCACUUCGAAAAAUUGGGCCCUCGGCUGAUGGCGACGGCCGGCUCUCUGAGCCGGCUUCUUCCAAACGUCGGGGGUCCCGAUCAGGUGGCGCGCCGCCUCUACAUGGGGGUGGUGCGGUCGAUGGCACUAUACGGCGCUCCCGUAUGGUGCCACGCCCUGACCCGCGAGAACGUCGCGGCGCUGCGACGUCCGCAGCGCGCGAUCGCGGUCAGGGCGAUCCGAGGAUACCGCACCGUCUCCUUCGAGGCGGCGUGCUUGCUCGCCGGGGCGCCACCCUGGGACCUG
This is a messenger RNA of Bombyx mori (domestic silkworm), 327 nucleotides long. RefSeq lists its product as uncharacterized. The record is from RefSeq and is a predicted model, not a curated record. NCBI's taxonomy places the organism in Eukaryota, Metazoa, Arthropoda, Insecta, Lepidoptera, Bombycidae. The transcript has a single exon. The annotation marks the transcript as partial.